AUGAAGGUCCUCUAUAUUGGUGUCCUCAAGAAUGAGACCAAACCCGCGAUCGAACUUUGCGCCGAGCGCGAUCUGUCCAGCUUCGGCCGCUUUACACGGGGAAGCGUCGGAGAGUUCAUGUCAUUCACAGCAAAGACGGUCGCUUCUAGAACACUACCAGGGCAAAGACAGGAUGUCGAGGAGUCAGCGCGUUCAGAUUACACAUUCCACGCCUACGGCCGUUCCGAAGGCGUGUGCGGCCUCAUGAUCACCGACCACGAAUAUCCCUCCCUCGUAGCCCACCAGCUUCUCUCCAAAGUUUGCGACGAGUUUCUCUCCAAAUACCCGCGCUCCGCUUUCGCCAACGCGACCGAAUCGGCCAACAUGUCCUACCCUGAGCUCAAAGACUACAUCGUCAAGUACCAAGACCCACAACAGGCCGACAGCAUAAUGAAGAUCCAAAAAGAGUUGGACGAGACCAAGAUCGUGCUACACAAGACCAUCGAGAGUGUGUUGGAGCGAGGAGAGAAGAUUGACAACCUGGUUCAGAAGAGUGAUGAGCUGAGUGCAUCGAGCAAGAUGUUCUACACACAGGCUAAGAAGCAAAACUCUUGCUGUAUUGUCAUGUAA
This is a messenger RNA of Alternaria incomplexa, 609 nucleotides long. RefSeq lists its product as uncharacterized. Gene Ontology annotation, molecular function: SNAP receptor activity. The transcript is spliced from 5 exons. Lineage: Eukaryota; Fungi; Ascomycota; Dothideomycetes; Pleosporales; Pleosporaceae. The record is from RefSeq and is a predicted model, not a curated record. Gene Ontology annotation, cellular component: Golgi apparatus; membrane. Gene Ontology annotation, biological process: endoplasmic reticulum to Golgi vesicle-mediated transport. Bases 1 to 609 code for a protein of 202 amino acids.